UUCUUAGCUAUUCAUAAAGAUGAGUUGGGUCCCUCAAAAACAAAUGUUUACCAGCUUCCAGUCCAAAGACAAGCACCAACACCAGAGCCAGAGCGAGAAUGUAACUUACGAAAUAUCUUCAAGAAAUAAUUUGAAGCCAAUCAGGACUUUCGGACGAGACAUUUCAAAUUUGCAAAGGCAGAGUGCAUUUAUGCAAGACAGGAACAUGCCUCAUUCCAAAGGCAAAUAAGAUCAGGCUUAAGUACCCCAAGAACAGUGUUUCCAGACGAAAGUUUGGCUUUGAAAUGUCAAGGAAAGUCAAUACAAGUGCGAUCAGGUCGACUGCUGCAUCCAAGAGAUACAUUUCAUCAAGCUCACUAACCGAUAGGAACAAGAACUUCAAAAUGAUGAACCCAAACACAAAGCACCAGUUAUACAAACGGAAAAUUCCGGUUUUCAAAGAUGCCAAUCCUAGAGUCAACUCGAUCAAGCCUCUGAACAAAUCUCUUAAGCACAGAAGCAUGAGCAAGAGCCAGCUGGCCGGCAAAGAAAAUUUGAAAGCCAGUCUCAGAAUCAACUCUUCAGCGACUCAGGCUUCGAAGCACAAUAUUCACCAAAAUAGUGGACAUGCGACCACAAACACUUAUCUUCCAAACCUGCACAACAUGUCGACGAACUCUCUGCUGUCGAACGGAGGUAAGGAGGCCUGAAAGAAGAACUCCAUCUUGUCCAACAGGGCCAACUACGAGUCCAACAAAAAGUUAAAUUUUAAAAUAAACUCGAAGACGCCAUCCAACAAAAGAGCUGAGCCUGAAAUUUCCAAAGGCAUGAAGAGACAGCUGUCUUCAGACAAACUCUCAGAUCAAGAGAAACUCAGAAGGUUUCACAGACUUGUCGAAGAAAAUAAGUACCAGAUUAUUAAAUAAAGGAAACACAGAAAUUGAGUUUCUUCCGCUCAUGAACAAAUCAGCGGUGAGACUUGAUGAUAAAAUCGAUGUGCUUACUGUGCCUGAGUAUGCUGAUGAGAUCUUCCAGAACGCAAAACCCAGCAACAUUCAACAUACUACUCAGCACAGCCAAAGCAGAGCUAAGGUUCAAAAUAACAGGUUCUGGAUGCCUAAAGCUGACUACAUGGACAGUCAGCCUGACAUCAACCAGAAAAUGAGAAAAAUCUUGGUGGACUGGCUCCUCAAAGUCCACACUAAGUUCAAGCUGCUGCCUGAAACAUUGUUUCUGACUGUGAACAUCAUUGACAGGUAUUUGUCACACGAAGAAGUCACCAGGAAAGUACUGCAGCUAGUUGGAGUGGCAGCAAUGCACAUUGCAUGCAAGUACGAAGAAAUAUACCCGCCAGAGUCAAAUGACUUCGUGUACAUCACUGACAAUGCGUAUUCGAAGAAAGAGUUGCUUGAAACAGAGUACAAAAUCUUAAAGACGCUUAACUUCAACUUGACAUUCGUGAGUGCUUUCAGGUACUUGGAACGGUUCUGAGCAAUCACUGAAAACACCAAGUUAUUGCCAAUGGCUCACAAGUUCUUAAAUUUUGCCCUUGUAGAUUACACUUUGAUAAAGCACCAGCCAUCGACUUUGGCAGCAGGAGCUCUGUAUCUUUCUCAUGUGCUUGAGAAGAGGAAGAUGCAAAAGAAGGCUCAUCAGAAUAGUGCUCACUCUUUAGGAAGUUCUCAUACAAAAAGCAGAGAUUAUUCUACUGAUUUGAGCAGCAUUCUUCUGGUAAAGCUAUCAAAGGAAGCAGAUAUAACAGAAAAUGAUAUUAAAAAGUGAGCUAUUGAGAUCCAUAACCUCUCAAAGAACUCCUAAC
This is a messenger RNA of Moneuplotes crassus, 1798 nucleotides long. Lineage: Eukaryota; Ciliophora; Spirotrichea; Euplotida; Euplotidae. The record is from the annotation of a GenBank genome assembly.